Messenger RNA from Guillardia theta CCMP2712, 2241 nucleotides. RefSeq lists its product as hypothetical. The record is from RefSeq and is a predicted model, not a curated record. The transcript has 22 exons. NCBI's taxonomy places the organism in Eukaryota, Cryptophyceae, Pyrenomonadales, Geminigeraceae. Bases 1 to 2241 code for a protein of 746 amino acids.
AUGUCCUGGUUCAGAGAGACGUUCAGCAACUUUGUAGGCGUUUCAUCGGCACCUGGAGCAGCCAAGGAGGGGGAAGAGACCGUCCUGGCGGAGGCACCUGUCGACGACAAAGCGAAGCAUGCGGACUGGACGGGGAGGGUCAGCUAUUGGAAGAACCUGGCGAGCUCCUCCAUCUCCAAGGAGAGUGGGUUUGCCUUCAUCGAGAAAGAGCACAGCGGGUCAGACACCCAAGUCGGCGAUGCGCUGAAGGAGCUCAACGAUAUCGAGGGCAAGUGCAAGGCAGCGCUCGGCGGCAACGCUGGCGCAUCCAACUCGGUUCCUCAGCUCUGCCGGCAAUGGAUGCAGCAGCUGAAGCAGGAGCCCGCGAACCUGUAUCAUGACAGUCAGGCCCACGAGGACGUUUCGUUCUCCAACAUUCUGUUGAGGAGCUCUGCCGUGGAGACUCUGAUCCUUUGCAUCAUCAGAAACCCGUCUCUUGCCGAGGAGGAGGAUGAGUCCUUGAUCGAGCUCCUGGAUCACUGUCUGUUUGGUUCCAAGGGAGAGAAGCUGAAGUUCCUAGCCGAACUCUGCAAACUCGCACAGAACAUCGACGGCACGACCUCCCAUCCCCAGAUCGAAACUCUGGUCAAAUCCAUCGUUGUCUUUCUGAAAAGGGACCAUCGUUAUGACGACGCCCUUUCUGAAGCUACGAUGCUCUUAUCCCAGGUCAGGAGGAAGGAAAGCGAGAUCGACAAGCUGCCCAACAUCUCACGCAUCAACAAGAUCCUAGCACAGGAAGACUGGGCCUCACACCUUGAGGAGUUCAACGACGAGGACGUGAAGGACUGCGUCGCGCGCUCGGCAGAACUUCUAGAUCGAAAUGCUUCACUUCGUCACCUGACAACCAUCUCCAACUCCCUACUGCAAGAGAAGAACGUGGAGAUUGAAGCGAUGAAGGAAGCUGUGGCAGACGAUGAGGCCUCGGUAUCCCAGCGCAUAGAAAGCGUGAAUGCCGAGAAGGACACAUGCGAAACAAGAUUCAGAGAGAACGAAAAGCACUUGACAAAGUCCGAAGAAGACUUGUCCAGUCGACUUGACCAGUUGCUGGAAAAGAAACGAGCCCUGGAGGAGGAACUCGAGCACGUCAUGGGUGAAAUUCUAGCUUGUGAUCAACAGCUCAACGAGACAAGGAGGAACCUUGAGAUUCUUCCACGACAGAAGCAGGCGAAGGAACGAAGCUUCAACGAUCAGCUGCAGGAAUCGAAUGCCUGUCGCACAAUGUCGUUCCUGACGACGAGGCUACAGGCCUUGUCAGUGCAGACACAAGACUACGAGAACGAGUUGGACGCGCUCGAAGACACAUGUGAUCAAGUUUUGUUGACUUCAUGUCCUCGUUUGUCUCGAGUGCUCUGGUCCAAGAAGAGUCGAACCUGGCGGUUUUGUUACAUCAACAUCAUCGCCACAUUACUGAGAUUGGAGCAGGAGAAGCGCAAGCAAAUCCUCCAAGAUGAGUGCAGCUACAUCGAGCUGCAUCUCAAGUUCCAGAGCGCUCAGCUCCUCCUCCUCCGCAAUUGCUUGCAGUUCUGCGAGGAUGAGCUUGAUGCUACCAGAGGAAGAACCUCCAAGAUCUCUAAGUUGGGCAUGUCCGAGCUCGCCAAUGAGGAGGAGUUGAGGGUGAAGAUGUUGGAGGAGAAGCAAGCAGAGGCCGUUUCUCGUGUGCAGGCCGUCGCGCAAGAUGUUGCAGACUUGAAGGCGCAGGCUCUGGACCUCCUGCAGGCGCGCAUGGCACCUGGCAGUGCGCUGGCCGAGGCGGUAGGGAAGGACGUGACGGGUAUCAUGGUGCUUCUGAGCAAGCUGGAGAAGGAGCUGGGGGAGGUGGAGUCAACCUUUGACCUUCAGAGCUCGCUGAAGGGCUCGGAGUGCGAGGUGAAGGCGCGUGAGUGGGAGAUGUCUCCCCCUGCCAAGGAAAGCGGCGGAGAGCAGCCGGAGAGUGGCUGGGAGGGAGAGCAGGAGGAGCCCCCGACUAACUCACUGCCUCCCAUCCCUCCUCGACCCCCAGUUGAAGAGCUGAUGGCUUUGACCAGCGAUGGCGACUGCCAAGAUGGACAGGGCGAGGAGGCAGACUUGGUCGAAGCAGAUGUUUCCCAAGAGGAAGAGCAAGAGCCUGAGCCCGAGAAGGAGCAGGAGCCCGAGAAGGAGCAGGAGCAGGAGCAGGAGCAGGAGCAGCAGGAUUUGGAAGAGGGUAUGGAGGAGAAGGAUUAG